Molecule: messenger RNA, 4167 nt
Organism: Diutina rugosa
Lineage: Eukaryota; Fungi; Ascomycota; Pichiomycetes; Serinales; Debaryomycetaceae
Gene: KOG1
Product: ubiquitin-binding TORC1 subunit
Exons: 1
Coding region: 1-4167 (1388 amino acids)
Biological process (GO): regulation of autophagy; cellular response to amino acid stimulus; cellular response to starvation
Cellular component (GO): TORC1 complex; cytoplasm
Molecular function (GO): protein binding; protein-macromolecule adaptor activity
Source: RefSeq, a predicted model, not a curated record
AUGUCAGGCCCGGAGGUGUUUUAUGGCCCCAAGCCACUAACACCGCUCAAUGACGAGAUGAGACACGGGUUUGAUGAGGAGUAUAACCUGGAACAGGUGCUCCUGGUACUUGCCCGGCUGUUUUUCAUCUACUAUGACGACAAACGGCACAAUACCAAUGGCAACCCCAUUACCGACGAUAUGAAGAACCUGCCUAAAUACUACAAGAAUUACCAACCCAUUACCGAUUGGAAACUGCAAAAGGGUCAAAAGACGAUUCUGGCGGCGCUUAUCUUGUGCCUCAAUUUGGGCGUCGACCCUCCCGACAUCGUCAAGACCUAUCCGUGUGCCAAAACCGAGGCUUGGGUCGACCCUCUGGGAUACUCCGAGACCAAGAAGGCGUUGGAACAGAUAGGUAAAAACCUCCAGACUCAGUACGAGAAUAUCUCGUUGCGGACAAAGUACAAGCAGCUGUUGGACCCAUGCGUUGAAGACGUAAAGCGCUUUUGCAAUAUUCUCCGGCGGAAUGCUAAGGACGAGCGAAUAUUGUUUCAUUACAAUGGUCACGGGGUACCUCAGCCCACGCUGCUGGGUGAAAUCUGGGUGUUUAAUCGGGGCUACACUCAAUACAUCCCCAUCUCGCUCUACGAUUUGCAAACUUGGCUCGGGGCCCCGGUAAUUUUUGUUUACGAUUGCAAUCUGGCCGGGAACAUUGUCCACAACUUCAAAAAGUUCGUUCAGAAGCGUAUUGACGACGACAAUGACGGAAACCAUGAUCAAGCGGCCCCGCUGCCGACACUGGCCUACCUCGAUUGCAUACAAUUGGCCGCGUGUAAGUCAAAUGAACUUCUUCCGAUGAACCCUGAACUUCCUGCAGAUCUUUUCACUUGUUGCUUAACCUCACCAAUUGACAUCUCUACUAAAUGGUUCAUCAUGCAACUGCCACUCAAAAAGCAUUAUUAUGACAAAUUGCCGAAAAACCUGGCAGGCAACGUUAUCAUCCCCGGCAAACUUACCGACCGUCGGACGCCGUUAGGUGAGUUAAUAUGGAUUUUCACGGCAAUUACUGACACAAUUGCGUGGCUGCUGUUGUCACGUCCCAUCUUCAAGCGCCUUUUCCGUCAGGAAUUAAUGGUGGCGGCGUUGUUCCGUAACUUUUUGCUUGCCAAGCGAAUUAUGCCUCACAUGAACUGCAACCCCAUCUCUGAUCCACCUUUGCCGGAAAUCGUUGCUCACCACCCCAUGUGGGAGCUGUGGGACUUGGCUAUUGAUCAAGUGUUAUCACAAUUGUUACACGAACAGGAAAACAAGUCACCUGAGCCCAAAACGGCACCCGCGCCCGUACCGCCCCCGACAAUCAUGCCACCUGAAAAUGGGACGGAAGCUCGGCGUUCUCUGAAGCUGGGAUCAGUUUCGGGUCCGUCACAAACUUUACAAAAAGCGUCGGCUCCAUCGCAAGCUCAGAUCCUGAAUAACUACCAGCAUCUGUCAUUCUUUGAACAACAACUUACUGCAUUCGAGAUGUGGCUUAAUUACACUGGUCCUCUGCUGAAGGAACCACCUGAGCAGUUACCCAUUGUCUUACAAGUGUUGUUAUCGCCGGUACAUCGUUUGAGAGCUCUCAUUCUUUUAUCAAAGUUUUUGGACUUAGGGCCUUGGGCGGUAUAUUUGUCGCUUCUGAUUUGCAUUUUCCCAUACAUUCUCAAGCUUUUGCAAUCACCCUCGCAGGAUCUCAAACCUGUACUCAUUUUUAUUUGGGCUAGAAUUAUGGCAAUCGACUAUAAGAGUACGCAAGCUGAGCUUUGCAAAGACAAGGGGUUCAACUAUUUCUAUGUCAUUUUGAACAAUCCUCAGGCAACUCCUGGUGCAGCCACUGCGAAUGGAGCUCCCCUGUCUACCCCAUUGGUUGAAGACCACAAAGCUAUGAGUGCUUUCAUCUUGACGUUGUUCAUCAAAGACUUCCGCAACGGCCAGCGCCAGGUAUUUUCAUCAGAGAUAAUUGGAAACUGUUUGAGUUACAUUGCUCAUCUGGAGAACCCGUUAUUGCGUCAAUGGUGUGCUUUAUUGUUAUCUCAACUUUGGGCGAAUAACGUCGAAGCGAAACGGAUCGUGUUCCGGGAAAAUGUCAUUGGUGACUUAUUACCUUUAGUCAAUGACCCUAUCCCCGAAGUUCGGGUUCUGAUCAUUAUUGCUUUCACGACGUUUUUGACAGAUAUCAAUGAGCCUUCGUCCCGUGAAGAACUCAAGCAUCAAGAUCAUCGCCUUGCUGCUGCCACUGUUGGGCUCGCCAAUGACGGGUCGCUGAUGGUGCGGAAAGAGCUUUUGUUCUUUAUGCACAAGUUCAUUAUGAUCUAUGAGAAAUUCUUCAUGGUGGUGGCUUUCAACCAGCUUGAGGAAGAGAUUGUGCUCAUUGAGAACCCUGACAAUCUUAAUGAAGCUCGGAAGAAGUCGCCUGCCUAUGGGCUGAUUUUCUCAAGUGUGUGGAAGGCUCUCCUUAUCUUGCUGACGGAUCCUCAUUGUGAAGUAAAGCAACUUGCGGAAACUUUGAUCGAUAUCAUCAUGCUCAAGCUUGCCGAGUCAGAAUUAGGGCUGUUGGUGAAGGAAAUCCAAGAAUUUUUGGUGAAUAAUUCCUCGAUCAACAUCACCGAGGCAUUUAAGAAGCAGGCUGCUUCCCCGGUGGUGAAGUUACAACGACAGAAUUCGAGUGGUCUGAUGAAGGCACGGAAUGUACCAUUAAUCAAUGGCGCUCAUCCACAGCGGCGUGUAGCUCUGGCGCAACCACCAAAACUGUCGGCAUCACUGCAACUGGAUGCCCUGUCAAUCAUGAAGAAGAUUAGCCUUUCGAAUUUGUUUAAGCUGUUCCAUAUCAGUGAUGAUACCCACGAGUUGAAGCUUCCAAAGGUAUUCAAUCCCAGGCCGUCGCCGAUUAAUUAUCACCUGCAAUACCAACCGUUGACACCGUUCUUCACUAAACGGGAUUUCCUGAAACCGCCUCAAUUCCCCGAAGAACUGGGCUUCUUCCAAUACUCACUGGAAUACUUUCAGGAACCACAAAUGCUGAAAAAUGAGCUGGAAGAGGCUGGGCUGGUCGAAUACAAUCGCCUGUUGUGGCGUCGUAAUCGCAACGAGCAAAUUAUCCAAGAAACUCAACCGCAAAAGGAAUUGGCGAUAAGAGGCGACUGGAACCGAGAAGUGCGUGUCUUAGACAAUAAGAUGCCUCCGAAGAUUGUUAAAUUCACUCAAUUUGAGCGUAUAUUGGUGGCAAGUGAUGAACGGGACACGGUGCUGGUGUGGGAUUGGCAGUCAAACCAUUUGGUUCAACGUUUCAGCAACAUGAACCCGUUCGGCACCAAAAUUACUGACAUCAAAUUCAUCAAUGAGGAUGAUCAACCAUUGCUUAUGACAGGGUCGCUGGACGGCUUGGUCAAGAUCUACAAGCAUUACCAAAAUCCCGACCACGGGAUCGAGUUGAUUGCAGGGUGGAGAGCCCUCACCGACAUGUUGCUUUCGACUAAGCUGAUUGGGCUCAUCAGUGAGUGGCAACAAAGUCGUGGUUCCUUAUUGGUACUGGGUGACGUCAAAGUGAUCCGGAUAUGGGACGCCCAACGAGAAAUGUGUGUUGCUGAUAUUCCUGGGCGACUGACGCUGGCAAUCACCACCUUGACCAGUGAUCAAGUUGCUGGUAAUAUUAUUGUCGGCGGCUUUGAUGAUGGUACCGUGCGUGUCUAUGACCGGCGCAUGGAUGCCCGUGAUUCCAUGGUCCGCAAGUGGCUGGUGGCGCCACAGCCGCUGCCCCAGUUCUCCAUCCGCAAUAUCCACAUGCAACGGGGCGGGUUCCGCGAGCUUGUGCUGGGAUCAGUGAACGGAGAGGUCCAGUUGUGGGACAUCCGCCAGACGCUGUCGCCGGUGGUGACUUUCUACAACACUGAACCGCUCAUUCGACUGGUCGACGUUCACGAGCACGCCCCCAUCAUCACUACGGGGGCCAAGCUGGUGAACGUGUGGACGACACUGGGCGACUUGUUGAGCACAUUGAGCAAUCCCCGCGACUCCUAUCUCUCCAACAACACCAGUCGCUACGUUUCUUCGACGACCUUCCAUCCGCACCGCAUGGUGUUGGCCACCAACUACAACCAAGACAGCCACAUCAACGUCUACAAUUGCGUCGAUGUCAUGCUGGAGUAUUAA